CCUUCCAGAUGUGUCGCUGGCCAUUGUAGCCGCAACAAUGUCUUCCCCACUUUCUGCCGAAGAUGAAGAUAUCUUCGAGCGUCUUCAACAGCGUGCCGACCCGAAAGUUCUCGAGGAGCAGCAGCAGGCCGUGAAUGAGCGAAUACACGCCAUCUACCAGAAGGCACAGACCCGUCUUGGGGAAUUGAUCGACCAAAACUCCACCCUUCCAUGUGCCAUUUCCUCUGUUCAAGUUCUUAACGCACACCACACGCGCAGGGGCUUUCUUGAACGGAUUUUUAACCCUCUUUUGAGUUCUAACCAGAAGAAGCUUUACACUCUCUCUGAAGCCUUACGGGAAGUCUCGGCACGUGCCGAUAGACUAAGUAGAUUUGACAUUUUCCAGCAACCAGUGUCUGUGUACUUGGAUCAAUCGCCCGAAGGAGACCCACAAACGGGACUCCCAAAUCUUGACGUGUAUGUAUCGGUCAAAGAGAAGUCUCGUGUUCUACUGAAGACCGGGACCGAUCUCGGUAACACGGAGGGAUCCGCAUAUGGCAAUCUUCUCUGGCGGAACGUGUUUGGCGGUGCCGAAAACCUAAAUUUGAACGCUUCACUGGGUACUAGGACAAGGUCUGCCUACCAAGCAACAUUUGAAACACCUAUUCUGAGUGACCCGGAUUUCCGCUUGGAAAUUGGCGGCAUCGCCAGCUCUACUCAAAAGGCCUGGGCUAGUCACGAGGAGGUCUUGAAAGGUGGUUGGAGUAAGCUCCGGUGGAUGAGUCAGUCUGGCCAUCGCCAUGAAGUCGGGUACAAUGGUUUUUGGCGGCAGAUGACUGGGCUAGCGGAGAACGCAUCCCCAACAGUCCGAGCAGACGCAGGUGAUAGUGUGAAAAGCAGCAUCUUUCAUUUGUGGUCCAAAGACUGCAGGGAUAAUGGGCUUCUUCCAUCUCGUGGCUACUAUGCUAAAGUUUUCAAUGAGCUAGCCGGUUGGGGUCCGCUAAAGGGAGAUGUAUCUUUUUGGAAAUCUGAAAUUGAAGCACAAAAUGCAAUUCCAAUUCCAGUGCCUGGCAUCGAAGGCGAUAGUGGUAUCAGCUUUACCACUGGAUUCCGUGCCGGUCUCCUUUGUCCCCUUGGAAUGGAUGCCGAUCACAGACUCCAACUUUCGCGCACUAAUGAUCGCUUUCUUCUCGGAGGCCCCACGGAUGUUCGUGGUUUCCGCCUCUGCGGCCUUGGGCCUCACGAUGGAGCUGAUGCUGUGGGAGGAGAUGUAUAUGCUGCAGGGAGUGCAAACUUGCUCCUUCCACUCCCCCGAGUUGGUGCGGAAAAACCCUUGCGGUUUCAGGCGUUCGUGAAUGGCGGUCGUCUAUUGCCACUGCGAACCGCACAGAAGAGCGCACCUGCUACAGGCUCAGAAGUGAAGGAUGCCAUGGUUUCUACAAUUUCCGAGCUGGGUAAUGGAAUGCCUAGCAUCGCAGCAGGAAUUGGACUCGUGUACGCUCAUCCAGCUGCUAGGUUCGAGCUGAACUUCUCUUUACCACUGGUGCUAAGGAAAGGCGAAGAAGGCCGUAAAGACAACUUCUGCUUUCAUCACUCGGCCCCAAUGGCCCAAUACUACCCGCAACAACAGCCCUACGGAUCCCAGGCUUCUGCACAGAACCUUCAGUUUUAUCCUUCUUCCUACGGUUCUGUGUCUGGCCAUACAACUCCCUCUCAAGCUUCCUAUGGUGGCUUUAGUGCAGGCCCUAACCCGGCUGCUCAGGCGUACCCCAUUGGAGGGGUUGGUGGUGGAUAUGGCGGCUUUGGGUCUCCAGCCACUGGUGUUAGUGGGCGGAUGGGCGAACAGGGUGGGUUGAGGACUGGAUGGCUUGCUGCAUUCGGUACAGAGGGAUAUGAGGGGGAACCGCCGUUGUUGGAGGAGCUGGGGACUUUGACAGUGCUCAACCCUUUCGCCCGGAUCGACCAGCAUCUUAUGGAUGACAGCGAUCUCUAUGGCGCACUGCUUUACAUCGUCCUCUACGGAACAUUUCUCCUCCUUUCUGGUAAAGUCUUUUACGGUUAUAUCUACGGUGUUGCAGUUUUCGGCACUGUCGCUUUACAUUUAAUUCUCAGUCUUAUGUCUCCGGCCCUCGAUACUGCCCCGGCGCCUAAUGCUGCGGACCAGGCCAACUACGACCCUCAUCACAAACCUUCGUAUUCCGAGGCCUCGGCCGCCGGUCAUUUCUCGGCCACAUUGACAUUCCCUCGCUCUGCUAGUGUUCUGGGUUACUGUUUCCUACCGCUUGUGCUGACUAACCUUGUUGGGAUAAUGAUCCCUAUGGACACUAUGUUCGGGUACCUGUUGACUACAGCUGCCGUAGGGUGGUGUACUUACAGCUCCUCCGGAAUGUUUUGCGCGGUUGCGCGGAUGCGUGGGAUGAGAGGCUUAGUAGCGUACCCAUUGGCGCUUUUUUACGUCGUUUUCGGGAUCAUGGGGAUUUUCUCUUCACGCGGAAGUGGGAAUUUGGCUGCAAAGACGGCUGCAACUUGA
Aspergillus nomiae NRRL 13137 is the source of this 2509-nucleotide messenger RNA. RefSeq lists its product as uncharacterized. Gene Ontology annotation, biological process: vesicle fusion with Golgi apparatus; endoplasmic reticulum to Golgi vesicle-mediated transport. NCBI's taxonomy places the organism in Eukaryota, Fungi, Ascomycota, Eurotiomycetes, Eurotiales, Aspergillaceae. The transcript is spliced from 6 exons. The record is from RefSeq and is a predicted model, not a curated record. The annotation marks the transcript as partial. Gene Ontology annotation, cellular component: trans-Golgi network; outer membrane.